This is a messenger RNA of Gavialis gangeticus (Gharial), 3087 nucleotides long. It is a transcript of the gene NKD1, whose product is annotated as naked cuticle homolog 1. NCBI's taxonomy places the organism in Eukaryota, Metazoa, Chordata, Crocodylia, Gavialidae. Gene Ontology annotation, biological process: negative regulation of Wnt signaling pathway. Gene Ontology annotation, molecular function: calcium ion binding. Gene Ontology annotation, cellular component: cytoplasm. The record is from RefSeq and is a predicted model, not a curated record.
UUGGAUUAUUAUUAUCAUUAUCUGUGGCGAAGGGGGACCGAAACUAAAAGUUCGUUUGGGGCUGACAGGAGUCUAGGUACGUUGCUGGUCCCAGAAACAAGGUGGUGCAAACUUGGCACAAAACCACUCUCACACCCCCCUCCCACCCUAGUCCUCAAACCGGUUGGUCUAGGAAUGGAGCAUGGGAGGAAAACAUAAAAGCCAAAAUCCGGUCCCCAGACACCCUCUUUGGAAGUGUGUGAGGCUGGGGCUGGCAUAUUGUCCUCGCGCAGCACGAAGGAGCAAGGAGGUCUGCAAAGCUGCAGCUGGGUGUGGGGAAGGGGAAGGACCAGGCGCCUGGGGGGCAUGCAGCGUGCCCCAAAGUCCCCCCCGGCAUCAGCUCGAGCAAACACAUUGCAGCUAUUAGAAAGGGGCCUCCUCCUCUGCCUUCCCAGCGCUUCCUCCAUGGCUCUGUGCUCUGCUGCCUGUGUCUGGCUGGAAGUGAAAUGCACUAGAGCUGCCGCCGCCGCCGCUGCUGCUCCUUUUUUUUUUUUUUGGAGACUCCAAAAGGAUCUUUAUUCCCUUUCAUGUGCCGCCUCAGUCCAAUAGGAAGCCAGCGCCUGCCUGCAAGUGGUCUAAUCUCAAUGAGGUGUCAAUCAUGUUCCCUGGUGGGUGAAGUAAGGUCUUUUGUAACCGCCUCUGUCUUUGGGAAAAGAGAGAGCGAGGAGCACGGAGAGGGACCCGGACCCGGACCCGGACCGCGCUGCAGAGGGACCCGAGCCGCGCUCUGGCUCUGGCUCUGGCUCUGGCAGGGGGGCGGCGCGGCACAUGGAUGUGUAGCCCCGCCGGGACUGUGCCCAGGGAGCCCCCGCAAACAGUCCAAUGAGUCGCAACUGCAGAUCCAUGCAGAGAAAUGGGGAAACUUCACUCCAAACAUGGAUCCAUCUGGUGAAGGCUACAGAGAGACAAUUGGUGAUGAACACUUUCAUUUGGAAGUGGCUUUACCUCCAGAGAAGACAGAUGGAGUUUGCAGUGGAGAUGAAAAGAAAGCAGAAAAAGAAAAUGACACACGUACAAGUUCCAAGAAGCAACUAAAAUUUGAAGAAUUGCAAUGUGAUGUGUCUGUAGAGGAAGAUAACAGGCAAGAAUGGACCUUCACACUGUAUGACUUUGAUAACAACGGAAGAGUCACACGUGAGGAUAUUACCAGCUUGCUUCAUACCAUCUAUGAGGUAGUUGAUGCAUCAGUAAACCACUCUCCAAGUUCAAGUAAAACUCUGCGAGUGAAGCUUACUGUGGCACCAGAUGGCAGUCAGAAGAAAAAGAGUAUUCUCUUAAACCAUACUGAUUUGCAGAGCUCUAGGCAUAGAACUGAGAGCAAAGCCAGUGAAGAACUGAGGGGGUCUGAAAAGAAACAGCGAGCUUCUCUCAGAUAUCAUUACAGUGACAACAAUCCCGAGCAGAGUGGCUGCUACCGCCAUUGUGUUGAUGAGAACAUUGAAAGGAGAAACCACUAUUUGGAUCUUGCAGGAAUAGAAAAUUAUACAUCAAAAUUUGGGCCAGGAUCUCCUCCAGCAGCUCAAAAACAAGACCCACCAAGCAGAGUUGCAAAUCAAACUAGAUCCCGCUCUCAUGAACCUGAAACCUUCCAUGCCCACCAUAGGAAAUCUCAAGUAGUGGACCCCAGUCACAUCAAUUUGGCUGAUGCUUCAUAUGCCAAGAUUGCGGAAAUACAACAGAGGCUGCGGAAUCAGGACUCAAACAAGCACUUUGUUAGGUCACCCAAGGUUCUGACCAGAAAUGUAGCCUCUGUUCACCCUGGAAGGGUUGUAAGGAAUAAACCUCUUCAAGGGGUAUCCAUGCCAUUGGCUUCCCCAACCACACGGGUAGGCCAGAAUCUUCCAUAUCUCCCCAUGCAGUCUCAGCAGGCCUACAAGAAACACAAGCAGCGAGCAAAGGAGAAUCACCAAAUGUGCAAAACUUUCCAGUCUCCAGGGACAGUUGUAGAAAAAGAACAUGUGAGAGACCUGCCCACUGUCAUUUUAUAUGAAGGUCAAGUUGGACAAAUGAUACAGAGACAUGAACAUCACCACCAUCAUGAGCAUCACCACCAUUACCAUCAUUUCUACCAAACAUAAAGCAGAUCCCUCCAACAUCCUCUAGAAUCAUCCCAUAUGAAGGAAACAUGUUCCUCUGACGUCAGACUAAGGCAUUACUCUAAUUAAUACUAUUGUUACUCCAUUAAUAUUCAGCUAGCAUAUAUUUUAGAAAGUAUAUGAAACUCUUGAACCUUUCACUAUUUAUAUGUUGUGGAACUGCAUAGCUUACUUAAGAACUUGUGGACUGAUUUUGUGUGUGUGUGUGUGUGUGUGUGUGUGUGUGUUUUAAAGUGGCUUGUAAAACAGCAAACAGCCAUAUCUUUUUGAGCUGUGAUUUAAUGCAGGUCGUCAACGCACUUCCUUUACAAGUACUUCCUUCAUUGUAUUAGAAAAGAUACUUCAAACAGCGUUGCAGACAUCUAGGUUACCAGUCUGCUGUAUGUUGGCUGAUUGCACGCAAGCCUUUUAUCAGGGGAGCAAUGUUCGAAGGUUUGGACUCCAGAAAUACUCAGAAUAACAGAGAAUACAAACAGCUGCUACCUCUAGUAUUAUUCAGAUUUUAUUUUCUUUUUAUUGAUUGUAAUGUGCUACAGGGGGAUUUUAAUAUACUGCAUUCAGGUAGCCUGUUUGUGUUGGACUUUCACAUCCUUUCAAGCUAUCUUAAUAGUAUUAUAAGGAAAUACUAGCGAUAUUUGUCAACAGAGCUACAUUUUAGAACUUGUACUUUAUUUUUUGAGGUUCUUUACUGACACAAGUACAGUCUGUUAGAUACUGGGUAACAUAUUUAAAUAUACUUCUUUUUUCUUUUACUCUCUGUUCUGCUUUGGAAAACCAAUGGAGAAGAAAGAAAAGAGGAGUAUGUAAAAUGGGUUUUUUCAAAACCAUUACUAAACUUUAGUGCUUGGGCCAUAACUAAUAUUCAUGGUUUGUUUUGGGUUGGGGUGGGGGGCGUGGUUAAAUUAGCAAUUCUUUGUUUUGAGAGAGAAUUGGGGGGAAAUAUACUUUCUCA